Dovyalis caffra is the source of this 657-nucleotide messenger RNA. NCBI's taxonomy places the organism in Eukaryota, Viridiplantae, Streptophyta, Magnoliopsida, Malpighiales, Salicaceae. The record is from the annotation of a GenBank genome assembly.
AUGGAUUUUGGGAGCUCCGACGUUAGCUUAUGGAAAGACUCCCUCUCUGCUUACCCGACCCGAAUACAAUCGCUAAACAAACCAAACUUGGUUUCUCUGGACGAAUUUUACCGAAUCGAACUCCCUUCUCUCAUUCACCAACGAAACCCUAACCCACACAUCACCACUUCCGAGCUCUCCAAGCUCAUGCAAUGGAAACUCUCCCGUGGAAAAUGGAGGCCGCGUUUGCUGGAUUUUGUGUCGUCGUUGGAAGAAUCGCAAGUGAAAUCGGCUUCUCAAAAGGCAUUUGAAUCGCUUCCUGAUGUAUCGAAAUCUGUUUCUGCGCUUACGGUUUUAAAAGGUGUUGGCCCGGCAACUGCUUCUGCCGUUUUGGCUGCUUAUGCGCCUGAUGUGGCACCUUUCAUGUCUGAUGAGGCUAUGGAGGCAGCUCUUGGGAACUCUAAAGAUUAUACACUUAAGCAGUAUCUAUUGUUUGCUGAUAAACUGCAGACAAAAUCCAAGGAAUUAAGUUCAGAGGGGGACACCUUUACACCAUCAGACAUUGAAAGGGCCCUGUGGAGUUCUGCUAUAGGGGCCAAGUUGCUAGCUUUGCAUUCUAAUCCAGACUCCAAGAAGGCUAACACGGCCAGAGACAUCAAGAGAAAGAGAAAACGUUGA